This is a messenger RNA of Lotus japonicus, 1060 nucleotides long. RefSeq lists its product as uncharacterized. The record is from RefSeq and is a predicted model, not a curated record. Lineage: Eukaryota; Viridiplantae; Streptophyta; Magnoliopsida; Fabales; Fabaceae. The transcript is spliced from 3 exons. Bases 62 to 772 code for a protein of 236 amino acids.
UUCACUUCACAGUUCACACACAACACUCUCUCUGGUUCUCGCAUCGUGGUUGCGAUCAACAAUGGCGGAGAGCACUGACAGCAACGGCGUCUACGUCGACCACGAACAACAAGAAGACCAACAAAAGCCGCCACCGCCGCCGCUGCAGCAGCGUCGGAGAAAGCAUGGACUGGUGACAACGGAGACUUUACCCGAGGUCCUCAACCGUCUCGUCACCGACAUCCUGUUCCCGGGACCAGCCGACGACGCCUCCCUGCUUCGCCGGAUCAAGGCGUCCGUCGCCGGCAACGCUCCUCUCCUUCCGGAAGCUUCUAGAAACUCCGCCAGCCACGUCAUCGUCUGGACUCGCCGCGGCAGCCCCCUCCGCGCGCUUCUCGUUAUCUCCGUUGGGGCUGUUACUUUCGUUGCUCUGACAGGGCUGCUUGUGUUUAUGCUUUUCUUUCUGGCGGCGACCAUAAAUGCCGUUGUUAUAUCGCUGCUGAUGUCUUUGGCAGCAGCUGGAGGGUUCUUGGCUCUUUUCUUUGCUCUUGCUACAGCUAUAUAUAUCGGAGCAUUAUCAGUAGCCAUAUUUGUGAUCUCCUUCACUGCAUUUUGGACAAUUGUGGCUGUUCUGAUAACCGCAGGCUGGAUGGGAUUCUUUUACACUGUUUGGCUGAUAACAAGAAAGAGUCUCGGGCUUGCUAAACACUCACUGAGCGUGACUAGCUCUGCGAUUUCAACCUACACUACUGCUCGGCAUGCCCGCCACCAAAUACACAAAGAUUCAGAUUAGGUGAUAAUGACAGGUAUUUGCUUAUGUACAAAUCUUUAGUUACAUUAGCAUGCUUUGUAAUGAGACAAGCUUUUGUUAUGGGCAAGAUGCCUGCCUUGCCUUGUUCCUUCACCUUCCACAGUUUGUUUUCGAUGCCUAUAUUUUGUUUUGUAUUUAUGAACUGAUAGAUGUUUGAUAACUGAUGAAUAAUACAGGUUAUUGUCUGUUGUGUUUGAAGUUUGAGGUAUGUAUAAAAUAGUGUUUUUCUUCCUUAGCCUGUUGUACAACAUAUAACAGUAUGAUUUUACA